This is a messenger RNA of Biomphalaria glabrata, 2461 nucleotides long. RefSeq names its product polypeptide N-acetylgalactosaminyltransferase 1-like. Gene Ontology annotation, cellular component: Golgi apparatus. The coding region runs from base 321 to 2429 and encodes 702 amino acids. The transcript has 11 exons. The record is from RefSeq and is a predicted model, not a curated record. Lineage: Eukaryota; Metazoa; Mollusca; Gastropoda; Planorbidae.
GGAUCCGGCUUAAGUUGUCCUCUGGAAAUCUCGUAUCCUAACAGUCUCACUUUAGCAGUGCUAAUUUCACUUUUUGUUUCAUUAAGAGUGAUUCCAUACUUUUGAGCACUAUCAAGAAAUCGCUGUAGGUUUCGGUCGUGUGAUUCAGAGUCCAUACCACAGAUGGUCACAUUGUCCACAUAAGCAAAAGUGUCACUGAGUCGUUCGUCUUCGAUGAUUUUGCCAAUCGUACGCUGAAAACAGGCGACUCCUUACUCUAAGAUUAUUGUGACCAAGUAAAAGUUCACCCGAACACUUUUCUGACGCAUUGAACAAACAGGAUGGCUAUGUGUCGUCUGUUCAGGAGGACCAGCAAAACACCCUUAGUAAUGUCUAUAGUAACUAUUGCCUCAUUUAUAGUGGUUUUCAAUUUGCUCUUUGCUUUUGUUCUACAUCACAAAUCCACUCGUAGGAAACUAAUGUCAGGUACAGAUCAAGAGUUUCUACGCCAGUUACAAAACAGAUCGCUUGAAAAUCCCUUCUCUCUAGACAAGACACUACGCCCUGAUUCUGAAAAUCAAUAUCAUUUGCCCAUGUAUGAAGGAAACCGUCAAAGUUUGGAAGUGAUUGCUACCAUUCAAAAUGCACCUCAUUUCAAUUUCACAAACAACGUUUUAAUAGCUCAAAGCAGAGACAUCCAAAAUGGGAAUAAGCAACAUUCGGACAACCUUCCAGACCUUAAACAUCGGCCAGACGCUGGUCUAAUAAAUGGGCAUAGUAAUUUAUUGAAUGAAAACUUAAAGACAGUAUCUCUUCUGGAUGCGAGGAAAAUGCCAAUACCUAACGAAAGGGAUUCUGGGAUCAGGAGAGUGUCGAUUAGUCUAGAAGAUUACAAGGCAGGGAUGCACACAGGCAAUCCUCUUAUCGAUAACUACGGGAAGAAUAACCUGAGUGACAGGGGAGAGAUGGGCAAGCCGGUGGUACUGACACCAGAGGAAGAGGCUCGGGCCCAAGAGGCCAUGUCGGAGUUUAAUGUGAACAUAGUGGCAAGUGAUGUGACACCUUUGAACAGACUAGUGCCAGACUCAAGGCUCAACAAGUGUGACCAGUUGAAGUAUGAUACAAGCCAUCUACCUACUGCUUCCAUCAUUAUACCGUUUUACGACGAGUGGCCUUCACUUCUGCUGAGAACCAUCUACAGUGUCAUUAACAGAAGCCCCAGGCACCUGGUCAAAGAAAUUAUUUUGAUUGACGACGCAAGCACUUUAGAACAGUUGAAAAAUUCUUUGGAGGAAUACAUUGAUGAACAUUUCCCACAAGGCCUUGUUCGACUUGUCCGAAUUCCAGUUCGGUCCGGUCUGAUUCAAGCCCGCAUGCGAGGUUGCCAUGAAGCUAAAGGCGAUGUUUUGAUCUUCUUUGAUAGUCACAUGGAAGUCAACAUCGACUGGCUUGAGCCGCUGCUAACAGAGAUAGCCAAGAACAAAACUGUCGUUGCUAUGUCAACCUUAGAUUACGUCCAGAGGGACAGCCUGGAGUACAAGUACAACCACAACUACUUGACCAGAUACGGCUGGGACUGGAGGAUGGUCUUCUUUGAAACCUUGUUCAGAGAAGACCAAAUCGGACCUGAUCCCAGGAAUCCACGAGAAGGUGCAACUAUGGUUGGAGCCGCCUUCGCAAUAGACAAGCAGUACUUUCUACAUCUGGGGGGUUAUGAUGAGUCUAUGACUGUAUGGGGAGGGGAAAACUUAGAAAUGGGUUGGCGGGUCUGGCAGUGCGGAGGUCGCCUUAUGCAUGUACCUUGUUCCAGAAUAGGUCACGUGCCCAGGAGUCAACCGUACAGCUUUCCUGGUGGGCGUAAACAAGUGGAACAUUUUAAUUACAAGAGAGCCAUCAGUGUUUGGAUGGGGAACUACUCCAGAUAUGUGUAUAGCAUCUUCCCUGAUAUGAAGGAUUUAAAUGUAGGAGACAUCAGUGCACGGCUAGAUCUCAAGGCCAGGUUGGGAUGCCAUGAUUUCAAAUGGUAUAUAGAUCACGUUUGGCCAGAGCUUGCCAUUUUUGACGAAAAUGUUAAAGUAUGGGGUCAGGUUAGAAACAAGAUUCAUAACAAGUGCCUAGACAACGACGGUCACCUGUUUCAGUACGAAGCUGACCUUCACUUUACUCCCUGUGAUCGUACCAUAGAUAAACAGGGCUUCUCUCUAACCAAUGAUAAUCUUCUGCAAACAUCGCUUCAAUGUGUCGUCUGCCACGAUCCGUCCGAAAACCCGGAUAUUAAACUGGAAGACUGCAUCAUAGGAACACGUGACAAAUGGGAUUAUACAAAGGACCAGAGAUUAUUGCACAUCAAAUCCAAUCUGUGUCUGGAUGUUGGCACGAAAGGUCCAAUGCUUAAAAACUGCACUACCGACGCAACACAGAUUUGGACUUUCCAUCCCUUUCAACUGUAAACGUCUGUCAAAUAGAAACAUAAAUCUUCAUA